UUAUUCCGAAUCUUGCGGAGGUCCGAAGGUAUUGAUUCACUUGUCCACGGGAGACGAGUUGCUUUCCACUCCAGCUUAGCUAGGCCGGCAUACCGAGGCAAUACGAAAGGGAAGUACAGCAUCAUGGGGGAUGCAGGGCGAACAGCGCGAACUUCUCCGGUGAUGCGCACAAGAGGGUAUCAGCAAGAGUUAUUGGAAGAGAGCUUGCGUGAAAACAUCAUCAUCGCGCUCGAUACAGGGUCUGGCAAGACCCACAUCGCCGUGCUCCGGAUGAAAUUAGAGACAGAACGUCAAGCCAGCAGGGUAUCGUGGUUCUUGGCGCCGACGGUGGCUCUGGUCGAGCAACAAUACACUGUCAUAGAUGAAGCUAUACCUGUCGCUGUCGGCAUGAUAUCUGGCGCAUCGGAGCCGAAUCAGUGGAAGGAUGCGGUUUUAUGGCAGACGCUUCUAGCCACGCAUCGAAUCAUAGUGUCAACCCCUCAAGUCCUGCUAGACGCUCUGCUUCAUGGUUACAUCGACCUCGGAAGAGACAUUGCUCUGAUGGUGUUUGACGAAGCUCAUCAUGCGACAGCCAAACACCCAUACAACAUGAUAAUGCAACAGUUCUAUCUCGCUCUGCCACGUCGGUUUUCUAGCGUAACUUCAGCCGACCGGGUACGCCCCGCGAUCUUAGGUCUUACCGCCAGUCCCAUAUACGGAGGCAACGUCGAGCUUUCUUUCGAGGCUUUGGAACGGAAUCUUGACUGCACAAUCCGCUCUUCGCGCAUGAACCGCGACGAACUUGCACAACAUGUCCACCGACCGGUCUUCAAACACGUCCUAUAUGCGGCACCGGAGUAUGAUUACGAAUCGAUUCCUUCUCGCAACUGUCAUGCUCUACAAGCUGUGGUGGACUCGAUGAACAUCGAGAAUGAUCCUUACGUGCGGACUCUUCGGGCACAGCUAAACAGGCUUCAGCCGGGCGAUGAGCGCAGACGUGUUGAUCAGACAUUGUCCAAAACCAUCCACAAGCAGGAUACCUUCACACAUCGAGGCCUCAAGGAUUUCGCUAGGACAGCAGCGGAGAUAUGCAUGGACCUCGGUGAAUGGGCGGCUGAUUGGUAUGUCAUCAAGGUGAUAGAGCAGGCUCAACGUGCUGCCAAUCCGUACAAUAACAUCAUGACCAGCUGGAAAGAGAGCGAGAAGAAAUAUCUACUGGAGGUUCUGUCUCGCGUUCAGCUUACUCCAGUAUCCUAUCACCCUUCUGAUAUUCGCGCGUCACUGAAAGUGUGGGCUCUGGUCAAUACCCUGGUCGCUGAGGAAGCAGAUUUUCGGUCCGAAGAAGAAUUAUACAGCGGCCUUGUCUUCGUAACUCGCAGGGAUGCAGUCAUUGCAUUGGCUGAGUUGCUCGAGCGGUUGCCGGAAACAGCGCAGCUCUUCCGUGUUGGCUGCCUGCUUGGAAGCUCAGCUAGUACGCGCCGUCACUCAUUCCUCGACAUCACUCGUGAGAUGGUUCGAGAAACUCACAAGCAAACGCUCAGCGAACUGAGGAGCGGGGAGAAGAAUUUGAUCAUCGCUACCGCUGUCGCAGAAGAGGGGCUUGAUAUCCAGGCCUGCGGCAGCGUGAUACGCUUUGAUCUUCCUAACAACGUCGUCGCCUGGGCGCAGAGCAGAGGACGAGCACGUCGCCGACGAAGCAGCUUCAUCCUCAUGUUCCAGGAUGACAGCAGUCAUCAAAAGCAAAUCCUUCAAUGGGAGGACGCAGAAAGGCGUAUGAUGGCCCUGUACACCGACCCAAGCAGAGUUGCUAGACAAGACGAGGAGGAGGAUGAAGAGGACGGUGAUCUGAAAUAUACAGUCGCGUCUACCGGUGCCACGUUAACGCUGGAUUCCGUCACCAGUCACCUCAAUCAUUUCUGCUCCGUACUGCCCAAUGCUUCUUAUAGUGGUCAAUACGCCGUCUAUGAUCUCGACCCUCCUGACUAUCCCGAGGAUUGGCAUUCCCAACAGGAUCGGGCAAGGGGAAUGCCCCCUUAUGAAGGCCCUUGGGGAGCUACUGUCACAUUACCCCGUUCAAUGCCAAAAGAAUUCCGUGUCUAUUCCACUGAUCGAGUGCAUAAGACGAAGCGAUCUGCUCAACGACACGCGGCAUUCAAAGCAUAUGUCGCGUUACACCAAGCUGGUCUCGUAAAUGACAACCUUCUGCCGCUAACAAGCGCUAUUGAACCUGACCACGGGGAAGAAGUGAAAUUAUUGAUCAAGGAAAUCGAGAAGCGAGCGGGCUUGGAGAAGGUACCACUUCAAAUGAAUCCAUGGGCACCGACACGUGAAGGCGAGAAAUGGUGGCGCACUGAACUCGUCAUUGAAGGCCUGCCGCCCCUACACAUGCUUACAAAAAACGCCAUUUCAGAGCUGAACGACAAUCUCGCAGUGUAUGUUCCUGGUAUGGGUGCGGUGCCAAUCCAUUUGCACCCGCUCGGCGAUUUCAUGCAUGAUGAGGAGUAUCUCGAGCGCGCUCGUAUUUUCACGCGCCGAAUCUUUGCAUGCCGCCAUCAUGGACGCAUGAAACCUGACAACACUUCGUUUGCAUACCUUUUCCUUCCUCAGAAAACCGGCAAGCACGAACCCGCCUGGGAAGAAAGGCGGGCAUGGAUGCUGAAGCGCAUGGACAGCUCGGAAGUGCGGAGACUAGAGACCCUUGACCGAGUCAACGCUGGAGUAUUCGGACAGCGAUUCGGAUAUCCUGACGAUGUGGGCCUGGUGCGAUCCAACCAGAAAGUAGACAAGCCCAUGCGCUUUCUUCGUUGGUGUCAUGGUCCGCUCGGAGCUAACGAGGUCAAGGAGAUACUGGAGCGAUACGAAGGCUAUGUCGAUGGAGGCAUCAAAUAUCCCGUAUUGCAAGCGAUGCCAUUGCCGCGUCGAACUGAUUUUACCCAGCCUCUAGACACGGAGACGCAAGGUCUUUCACGUGAUGAACCGGAGUACCUUCUUCCCGAGCUUGCAAUCGUAGACCUGCUGUCCCAUGAUGACUUCCAAUACGCGCUGCUGAUGCCAUCCGUUCUGAGGCUGCUGGCCAGAUCUCUCACCGUCUCUUCAUUCCGGGAGAACCUACUGGUUGGCAGUCCCGCCUAUCGUACUUCUCUCUCCCUUCUCAAGACCGCUCUCACUGCCCCAGUCUCCGAAGUGCGGGAACAUUACCAGCGCCUCGAAACAUUGGGAGAUUGCGUGUUGAAGUAUGUUGUGAGCAUACAGCUGUUCGCAGAUCAUCCCAUUUGGCACGAAGGCUACCUUGCCAGGAGGAAGGAUCAUGCUGUCUCAAAUGUCCAGUUGGCCAAAGCUGCUAUUUCCAAAAAGCUCUAUAAUUGGGUCAUCCGAGACCGGUUCUCCCCAAAGAAAUGGCGGCCUUGGUAUCUGGACGAUGAGGAAGUUUUUGUCGUCGAAGAAGAACAAAUUACGGAUGAAAUCGCCGUUCCUGCAGCCAACGAGACGAAGAAGCGAAAGAAGACGCAGGAGCUGUCCACCAAGGUGUUGGCGGACGUUGUCGAGGCAUUACUAGGAGCAGCAUACGAGCAUGAUGGAUUCGAUCUGGCUGUGGAUUGUGUUGUAGUCUUCGGCUUGGGCCUUACCUGGAAGAAGAUCCCCGAGCACAUCGAUGCCAUUCUGCAAACGGUAGAGCACAUCGAUAACCCGCCUCCGCAGCUCGCACUCGUGGAAGAGAUGCUAGGCUACACGUUCACUCGAAAGGCGCUCCUCAUACAGGCGCUCACGCACGCAAGCUAUGCUGGCGAGCUCGAAACGAUGUCAUACGAACGCCUAGAGUUCUUGGGUGACUGCACCCUAGAUAUGAUCGUGACAGACUACCUCUACCACGCCCCCGGUAAGAAGUUCAAACCAGGCUAUAUGCACCUGUACAAGGAGUCCCUCGUGAAUCAGCAUCUCCUCGCAUAUUUCUGCCUCAAGACGCACACUGCCAUUAGCUCUGAGAUGCCGUCCUGGACGCCAAGCGCUGGUGUGUCGGUCGCAUCUCAGCAACAUGAGAUCGGCUUAUGGCGCUGUCUGCUCCACUCGAGCAACCAAAUCUUGAGAGACCAGGAGGUCGCAACUACUCGAUUUGAAAAGGCUAGCUCGGCGAUUCAUGAGGCGCUCAAGACGGGGAUGAUAUACCCUUGGGCUGCGCUCACGAGCCUCCAGGCGCCGAAAUUCUUUAGUGACAUGGUAGAGAGCCUGCUCGGCGCCGUAUUCAUCGACUCGAUGGGCAAUCUGGAUGCUGUCCGUGGCGUACUCAGGACAUUGGGCUUCAUCGACCUGAUGGAGCGGAUUGUCCAAGACGAGGUCGACGUCCUGCACCCCGUCUCUCGCCUGGCGAUAUGGGUCCACACGCAGGAGAUUGACCACGAACUCGAGCUGGACAUUCAGAAGACCGGCGGAAACGUCAGCUGCACCGUAGUGAUAGACGGAGAGGAGAUCGUGACGGAGACACGGAAGUACCAUAGCAAAGCAAGUGAGAUAGAAGCGCGUUUCGCGGCUGCUGAGAAGGCUAUCAAGAAGCUGCACGUGCUCCCGGUGGACGAGGAGGAAGAGGAAGAGGAUGCGGAAGAGGAGGAUGAGGGAUGGGGCAAUGUGCCCGAGUAUGACUGGUAACUGGACGGUGCACGCGAGAUAUCCUGGAGAUACCUUACGAUGCUCAUCGCUCAAGCUGAUAUCUAUCAACCAGGAGAUAUCCACACGUAGGAAUGCGCACACGGAUUAUGUGUACUUCUAGAAUAUACAGCAUGACACAUUACAUGGGUUCUGCUCUUCUCUUUUUCAUCGACAACCUUGUUCGCACUGAGUAGAACGUCUAGGACAUGA
Laetiporus sulphureus 93-53 is the source of this 4830-nucleotide messenger RNA. Its product is annotated as P-loop containing nucleoside triphosphate hydrolase protein. The coding region runs from base 124 to 4620 and encodes 1498 amino acids. Gene Ontology annotation, cellular component: nucleus; RISC complex; cytoplasm. NCBI's taxonomy places the organism in Eukaryota, Fungi, Basidiomycota, Agaricomycetes, Polyporales, Laetiporaceae. The transcript is spliced from 7 exons. Gene Ontology annotation, molecular function: RNA binding; ATP binding; ribonuclease III activity. The record is from RefSeq and is a predicted model, not a curated record. Gene Ontology annotation, biological process: siRNA processing.